AUGAACAAAAAUGAUAUACAAAAACUAGACGAAGAGACUUUGGAUAAAUUGACUGAAGGACUCGGGCCUACUGACGAAUGCCUUUGCUCAUUGCUGUCGCCUCCUGAAGGAGAGAAAAAGGGUUUCAGACAGUCGAUUAAGAAGGCCUUCGCUUCGAUAGGACAGGGCCGCAGCGGCAGGAGGAGCGCAGACCAGGGCAGCAGACGGGCACCUGAUAAGAGACCUGGCUUGAUGAACACGAUCGAUGUGCCGCUCACAUUCACCAAAGGAGCUAAAGGUAUAUAUACUACGAAGGAGAAUGUUAAAUCUAAUUGUGGUAAAUGUGGGUGCUCCAACGAGAACAUAGUCCUAAAGCAUUCGUACGCCAAUAUACGCAUAACCAGUCCGGAUAUAUCAAGUAUAUGUCCUUGUCCCAGUGACUGUUUACCAGACAAGGCAAAGCUGUCUAAUAAUAUAAAAGUGACAAUUGAGCGUCUAGCUAUUGAUACUCCUUCGGAUAAUACAGGGCCGGACUCGGGUAACGGUUCUUUAGACACCAUAUCUCGAUCGGAACACAGUGCCAGCCUAUAUACGGAAGAGAUUUAA
This is a messenger RNA of Diatraea saccharalis (sugarcane borer), 585 nucleotides long. NCBI's taxonomy places the organism in Eukaryota, Metazoa, Arthropoda, Insecta, Lepidoptera, Crambidae. The record is from the annotation of a GenBank genome assembly.